Aspergillus alliaceus is the source of this 3305-nucleotide messenger RNA. Its product is annotated as U3 snoRNA-associated protein UTP13. The record is from RefSeq and is a predicted model, not a curated record. Gene Ontology annotation, molecular function: protein binding; U3 snoRNA binding. Gene Ontology annotation, cellular component: small-subunit processome; 90S preribosome; nucleolus. NCBI's taxonomy places the organism in Eukaryota, Fungi, Ascomycota, Eurotiomycetes, Eurotiales, Aspergillaceae. Bases 121 to 3057 code for a protein of 978 amino acids. The transcript has 3 exons. Gene Ontology annotation, biological process: endonucleolytic cleavage to generate mature 5'-end of SSU-rRNA from (SSU-rRNA, 5.8S rRNA, LSU-rRNA); endonucleolytic cleavage in 5'-ETS of tricistronic rRNA transcript (SSU-rRNA, 5.8S rRNA, LSU-rRNA).
CGACGAGUACUUUUGACAGCAAUUGGACAAUUCAACUCACGUUUGCUGUACGGUUUAUCCCGAAUAUAUAAUGGCGCGUUAGAUUGCACGGCGACACCAUAUUUCAGAUUUGCGCAAAAAAUGUCUAAAGCCGUCGUUAAGACGACCUUCGAGGCGUCUCGGACUUUGCGUCCCAUUUAUACUGGAGGAAGUACUGCGCUAGAUGCCAGUGGACGUUUGCUAGCAGCUUGUGUGGGCGAAGAUGCUCUUAUCGUUGAUCUUGAGACUGGUGACCAGCUUGCAAGUCUGGAAGGAGAUGGAGAGAUCAUUACCAGCCUAGCUAUCACCCCAUCCGCCUCACAUGUGAUCAUUUGCUCGCGAUCAAUGUCUAUGCGCAUUUACUCUCUGACCCCUCUCGAAGAUUCUUCACGGACGAUCAACGCGAAACUUGUGCGAAGCCUCAAGCCACAUACUGCACCUGUUGUCACAACUGCCACUGACCAAACCGGGACGCUUCUGGCAACCGGUGCUUCUGAUGGCUCGAUCAAGGUCUGGGAUAUUCGAGGUGGCUAUGUUACGCACACUUUCCAUGGUCAUGCGGGUGUUGUAUCUGCUUUGUGCUUCUUCCAGGUACCAUUCCUGGAUAGCGAAAGCAAGAAUUCUUCAAAGAAAAUGAGAUCUAAGAGAAAGUCGGAUAAUUCUGAUGAUGACGAAGACAUGCAAGAUGUCGCCUCUACUUCGAUUGGAGGGUUCCGACUUGCCUCGGGAAGUGAGGAAGGCAAAGUACGGGUGUGGGAUUUGAACAAGAGGAAGUCUAUAGCGUCACUCGAGUCUCAUGUCUCGGUUGUACGGAGCUUAUCGUACUCGCCUGCCGAGAAUGCAUUGCUCUCAGCGAGCAGAGACAAGACUGUCAUUGUAUGGGAUGUCCGCACAUUCAAAACCCGCAGAAUUAUUCCUGUCCUUGAAAGCGUGGAAGCGGCCGCCUUUGUUGCUGAUAGUGGGCUUGCUCUGGUUGGGGGUGAGAAUGGCAAGUUACGUGUGUGGGAUUGCAACCGUGGAGGGGAAGUAACCCAAGAGCAAGAAGCUGCUGCUGAGUUUGAAGCGGUCGUGGCAAUCCAAUACACUCCAGGAAUGCCGUUCGCAAUGACUGUGCAUGCAGAUCAAACGUUGAAACUUCACUCACUUGAAUCCUUAUUGAACUACAAGCCCGGAUCUUCGCUGGACCCUUUGCCGGUAAUAAGGCGCAUAUCAGGUAACGACGAUGAUAUUAUUGACCUUGCAUAUGUUGGUCCAGAUCGAUCAAUGCUAGCCCUGGCCACAAACACUGAGAGUAUUAGACUUAUCUCGGUGAGACCAUCCACAGAUAGGCCGUCUGAUAAAGAGGAGGGAUAUUUUGGCGCGGAUAUCGCUCACCUAGAUGGCCACGACGACAUCAUCAUAUGCAUUGAUGUUGACUGGUCUGGCCAUUGGCUCGCAACGGGCGCCAAAGACAACGCAGCUCGUCUUUGGCGUCUCGACCCCAAGACAUCCUCGUAUACCUGUUUUGCCGUUAUGACAGGCCACGCUGAGUCUCUGGGUGCUAUCAGUUUCCCUCGUGUCCCACCGCCGGCAAACACACCUGCGCGCAAUGAUCCUUUGAACCAUCCCCCGCAAUUCUUGCUCACUGGUUCUCAAGACCGCACCAUCAAACGAUGGGAUAUGGGCAAAUUGGCUCCGCUCACUUCUUCCAAACCGCAUACCCCGAAGGCGAUCUUCACCCGCAAAGCUCAUGAAAAAGACAUCAAUGCCUUGGAUGUUGAUCCGACAUCGACCCUUUUUGCAUCAGCCUCACAAGAUCGUACUGUUAAGAUUUGGUCCGCUGAAGAAGGAACCGUUGUAGGUAUUCUUCGUGGACACAAGAGAGGAGUCUGGUCCGCGCGAUUCGCCCCACAUGGUACGCCUACCAUUAGUACCAGGCCCCAGAGCAGUACAAAUAGGGGUCUGAUUGUUACUGGGUCUGGCGACAAAACGGUCAAACUUUGGAGCUUAUCGGACUAUAGCUGUCUCCUUACCUUCGAGGGCCACACGAAUAGUGUUCUCAAAGUGCUCUGGCUUCCACCUUCAGACCUGUCGACCAAGAAAGACGGAGGUGAUGAUGAAGAUGAUGAUGAUGAAGAAGCGCCGAUGCAAAACACUGCUACACAACCACGCCCUCUCGUGGCGUCUGCGGCUGCCGAUGGCCUAGUCAAAAUUUGGUCCCCUUACACAGGGGAACUCGAGACCACCCUCGAUAAUCACACAGACAGAGUCUGGGCACUAGCAAGCCCAACACCCUCUGGCUCCCGUGCCGAUGUUCUCUCUUCUUCUAACACACAUAAAAUUUCAUCCCCGUACGCCAUUGCCUCUGGCUCGGCCGACUCCACCGUCACUUUCUGGACUGACACUACAUCCGCCACUUACACCGCUACAGUUAGCGCGAACGCUGCUCGCAUCGAACAGGACCAGAAAUUAGAGAAUUACAUCAGAGCUGGAGCUUACCGUGAAGCCAUUACUUUAGCUCUCCAGCUGAACCAUCCUGGAAGGCUACUAUCGCUAUUUACAGCUGCAGUAGAUGCUGCCGACAACCCAUACUCGACUGAUUCUCAAAAGAACGAGCGUGCUGACAGUCUGACCGGUGACCCUUCGAUUGAUGAGGUUCUUCAAACUCUCGACUCUGAUAACCUUCGUAUCCUUCUUCUCCGGUUGCGCGACUGGAACACGAAUGCUCGAACUUCUCGCGUUGCACAACGCAUUCUGUAUGCAUUGUUUAGAUCCUAUCCUGCAUCAGCGUUCAUUGAGCUCGCGACAGCAAGUAUGGCAAAUCGACGCAAUGACAGUCGCACUGCAACCAGUAUGAAGGACAUACUGCAAGCCAUGGCCGCCUAUACCGAAAGGCAUUACCGUCGAAUCGAAGAGCUGACAGACGAAAGCUACCUUGUCGAAUGGGUUUUGGGAGAAAUGGACGGGGGCGUAGGACUUGGCGGAUUGAGCGUCUCUGGCACCCGUGAUGCAGACGACGUACCUGAUCAUGAGAAGGACACUAUCAUGCUGGGAGCAUGACGAUUGCAACCCCUCUAAACGAGUAUAUGUACAGAUAGACAGAACGAUUUUGUGUUUGGAAUAUUGUGAUAUGUCGGCGCAUUCUCUUGGAGCACUAUUGCAUUUACAUCUGAUACUUUUUUGGAGGAAAAGGUGUGUCAAAAGUCUUCUCUUGGGUGACAUUUUGUUGCCGAUAAUUGAUACUUCGAAAUACUCUUGAAUGCACGUAGCCUUAGUUAUAUACCAUCCUUGGGUCUUUCUACAGCGUC